This is a messenger RNA of Aspergillus novofumigatus IBT 16806, 636 nucleotides long. RefSeq names its product GNAT family N-acetyltransferase. NCBI's taxonomy places the organism in Eukaryota, Fungi, Ascomycota, Eurotiomycetes, Eurotiales, Aspergillaceae. Gene Ontology annotation, molecular function: acyltransferase activity, transferring groups other than amino-acyl groups. The record is from RefSeq and is a predicted model, not a curated record. The transcript is spliced from 2 exons. The coding region runs from base 1 to 636 and encodes 211 amino acids.
AUGACAAUCAAUGCUCAGCCCACUCUGCACACCGCACGCCUGGAACUAGUCCCUCUGGGCCCCGAGCACCGCGAGUUCACGAUGAAGUUGGACAUGGACCCAGAGGUCAUGAAGAUGGUCGCCUUCGGCCGGCCAUUUACCGAAGACGAAGCUAUCCAGGUUCAUACCUGGCUGAUGGGCUGCGCAACGUCUGUGCCUGGUUUUGGAACCUGGGCCGGCUUUGCCAAAGGCGAGUUCGUGGGUUGGUGGAUACUGGCACCCGUUCCCACGAAGGAAAACCCUGAGAGGUUCAUGACCGAUAGAACGGAGUAUGGCUUCCGAAUGGUUCGCUAUGCCUUCCAGGAACUGGGUCUGGCGGAGGUGAUUGGCGAGACGAUGACUAUCAACAUGGCUUCUCGGGCGGUGAUGGCUGGGUGCGGGUUGAAGCAUGUUGAGACUUUCUUCAACAAGUACGAUACUCCGCCACCAGGGAUUGAGGAGGGGGAGGUGCGGUAUUCGAUCACCAGGGAGGAAUGGUUGCGUAAGGAAAAAUCCAGCAUGACCCGAAAUCGUUGGUUUCCGGUUUUCGCCAGCUGGCCGCCACGAUUGCUCCUGUCCAGGCUCUGGUCAUAUUUCUCCAGCGGCCUACGCUCGUAG